AUGCAUCGCCAGUGCGCAGGGGUUCCAACUGCAUUGAAGAAUGCAUUGGAAAAUGGCUCCAUCUCAGAGCUUCUUGAAGACGUCCGAAACACUGUGCGACGUGUAAGUGGGCGUCUGUUCUUUCAAGAUGAGGCUGAGGAGGUGACUGCAACCGAUGAGGAGCCGGAUACCCACACAGCCAGUGCCAGCAGCAGUCACGCUCCUGCUGGUGGUUUGGACCUGGAGGCUGAUCGCGUACCCACAUGGGCAAAGAAGACAGCUGAACCAAUGACCAAAUACAUGUUCUUGGACGAGGGUGGCGACAAAGGACUUGGGCAGAUGAACAUUGUCGUGAUUUUAACGAUGGUCAUAGCAUUUCGUAUUCCACCGGCACUUUUAGCCUCUGUACAGGCCGUCAAAGCAGAGGAACUUGAACUUUCGUCCUUCAGCGAUGUAUAUGCGAAGUUUGAGGUUCCAGCAGCUGAGAAGCACGAGCAGAGCUUCUCGUUGCUGGUGCUUUCAGAUGGACGGGUCUGGCGCUUGCAAGGGCGGCUCUUUGGACCUGUCCGUGCAGAGGAGUGCAGCACCUCGUUGUCUCCAUCUGGGCACAAAGUAGUGGUGACACUACGAAAAACAGAUGCAAAGAUGAAGUGGCACCGACUCAUCGAAAGCACCGGCACUUAG
This is a messenger RNA of Cladocopium goreaui, 663 nucleotides long. The record is from the annotation of a GenBank genome assembly. NCBI's taxonomy places the organism in Eukaryota, Dinophyceae, Suessiales, Symbiodiniaceae.